GGUAGUAAAGCAAACAGAAGUUAUAAAACAGACUAGAAAAUAUACAGUUUGCCAUGCGAUAGUCAAAGAUAUAGUACCAGGCAUAGUACAUUGAGUGCAUUAUGAUCAGCAUGGGGAUGCGUUAGUACCGUCUUGUGCUUCCGAUCGUAUAACGUGUAAUAAAUUUUAACAGUUUGCAGGUACCCGCUCAACUUGCCAGCAGGUCACUCGAUAUUGCACUUGAAAUGUUCUUGACUUCUUCUUUAACUUCUCGAGCGUCUGGAAAUUUUCCUAUCAUUUCUGUGGAUUUUUUUUAAAGUGGUAAUCAUUUCUUGGAAAAGUGUCUCGAUCGAGGAAAAGGAAAUGUGUUCGUGUCCUCUCUAGAAUCCGAAACACCCCGGCGAAACACCUUGCUCGAAGAACCGAGCAGGGUGCCCCACUUUUAGAAAGACCUCGUAAAAGAAGAUUAUAUUUGCACAUUUUAUAACUUCGACUUGCAGGAUACAAAUCUGAUCCCGGUGAAUGUAUUUGAGCCGUGAACGAUUGUGGAAAGAGCGAUAUAUACCACGAAAUUUCGGUCUUCUUGAUGAUCAACGUCAACUUGCUUAUCUUGCUUGUAUGUUUCAAAUAUUCUGGAUUCGAAUUCGUUCCGUAUCAAACUGACGUUUUACAAGAAAAGAAAUUCCAUUCUUAAAGCUUCUCAUUAAUAACGGAAGAACAACAAGAAGGGACACGCUCUGACUUCUACCUCCUUUAUUAUCCGAGCUUCAAGAUCCGGAGUAGAUAUGGAAGGGGGCGCCGAGGAAAAGUCAUGUGAUACGCCCCACCAAAAUGGGGGUAGCUCGGAUGCCGAACAGAAGGACAGUAAAUUAGACUCAUCGUUAGAAUUAAAGGAAGUGAAGGUGAUGGAGAAAACAGAUGACAGUGAACCAAUCCUAGUAGAUGACGAGGAACCACCGAACUACAACUCAAUUAUACCCAAUGAAGAAACAACACCGGAAACAUCCGAAGAUGGCUCCAGACAAAUCACGAACAAUUUCGAAAAUGUUCGAAAGACUCUCCUGGGUUUUGUGAUAGUCGUGGGCAUAGCGGUUUCGUGGGUCGGUUCGACUCAAUUUUCACAGAGUACAUACUCGGAAACCUUCAAUGCGCCUUACUUCAACGUUUGGUUUGGGACUUUGUGGAUGUUCAUCUGCUAUCCGUUUUAUGUGGCCGGUUCGUGGAUAUUCAAGAAGGAGAGUCGCAGUUAUUCAGGAACCGUCGAUUUAUACAAGCAUUCCGAACGAGUAUUCGGGCGGAAGGGGCUUACCAUAAAAAACUACUUCCGAUUGGUCGCUCCCUUCGCGCUGUGCUGGAUGGUGACCAAUUAUAUGUACGUUUACGCGCUUGGUAGGAUUGCUGCAGCUGACGUCACGGCAUUGUUCUCCAGUAAUACCGCCUUCAUAUACAUAUUUUCGUGGAUUUGGCUUCACGAACGAAUUGUACUUCUUCCUGCGAGGGGCCUAUCUGUGAUCCUAUCUAUCGCUGGUAUAGUACUUAUAUCAUACGCAGAUGGUUUUCAAGGAACUACUGCUAUCGGUAUCGCUCUCUCAAUCGGUUCAGCUAUUGGAUCGGCUAUUUAUAAGGUAUUAUUCAAGCGGUACAUCGGGGAUGCGACGUCUGGACAGGUAAGCUUGUUUCUGUCGCUGCUGGCGCUCUUUGAUUUGGUCUUCCUGUGGCCUGUACUACUCACCGUGUAUUACACAGGUUUUGAGCAGUGGGAUUGGAACAACAUGCCGUGGAACUAUCUUUGUGGUAGCUCAGCUCUAUCAGUAGUUUUUAACUUCCUGAUUAACUUCGGUAUCGCGGUCACGUUCCCACUCUUCAUUGCUCUCGGUACCGUGGUUGGUAUCCCUCUGAAUGCAGUGGUCGAUCUCAUUUUCCGAGGGAGGGGAUUCGGUUCUUGGAAGAUCGGAGGCACGAUUCUCAUCGUUUUUGGAUUCCUCAUUAUGCUGAUGCCCGAAAGAUGGCAGGAGAAAGCAUACUGCUGUAAAUCCCGUAGAUCGGUAACGCUGAAUGGGACUGAGGAAGCAGCGAAUGGAGGUAUCGAUAACCCGACGGUAGAGAGUGAAGCAUCCAAAAAAGAAAACAUGAAUGGAACAGUUUGAUGGGUUUUUUUUAAUGAUAACUGGUUUUAUAUUAUGCAUCAUUAGUCAUUUUGGGACCACAAAAAUCUGUUCUACUUAAACUAAAUAAAACCCCUGAAGAAAGUUAAGGUCGUGCGGGAGCAGAUUUUUUUUAAUAAAGAAUUUUGAAAAAGCAGAACAAGGGGACUAACGAGGCUUUGAGUAAAAUAUGACAGACAAUUCGAAAGUUAUGGACAUUUGAAUGUUGAGAUCAUUAAUGGAAUGGGGAUCAUCCUGCUGGCCAUAUACAAACAAAAUCUGCGAUGCCAGUCACAGCACACAUGCAGACCCCCUCUGGACACUGAAAAUGUAACCAAAAACUCAUUUCAUCGCAUUCUUGAUAGCAAUUUAUGAAGAAUAUAAUGUUGUGAAACCUUUGUUACACGUCCUCUCAUACACAAGAACACCUAACCUUGCGAUAGAAUAGAAAGCGGAGAAAAUUUAAGUGAAAUAAUGGGAAAGUCUGAGGUGUGAGACAUCACAAAUUUGCUUAUGAGACGAUCUACAUACUGUAUCAUUUAGUGAUUUAAAUUUUCAAAUGCUGAAAAAUGCAAUUUUCUUAUAAUUCGUCCAACCUUCGUCAAACUUUCAUUGAUCCGUUUGCUUGUUUUAUAUCUUUUAUCUAUAUCUUGUAUGAAUUAUUUUUGAAGUGUUUCAUUCUACUUUCAGAGAGGCUUAAUAAAGUCAAACCAAAUUGCUUCGAUUUUAGAUCCUGCUUGUGAUAAAUUUACAUGUAUAUUAAACCCUUCGUGUUUGUAUCCGCCCAACGAUUAACUGUUAUAACAGAUCUACCACAUGGGCAAUGAUGUGUCUGAAUAUGACGUCAUUAGGUUGAUUACUAUUGUACUGUACUAAUAUUCAUAUACUGACAACAGAUAUUGUUAAUUUCGAAUCGCGGAGAGUGCCUCAAUUCGGUAGGUAUUAUUUUCGCAUUGGAAAAAUUCAUUUUUUUCUUAUUUUCUAUUUCUAUUCUAUUAUAAUAUUUGGUCGUCGUUAAUUUUUCCUGGUUGGGGAAGCGAUUUUUUAAUCUAGGAAAAGGGCAAUUUUGGUCAAAAGGCCAUUUAUUUCUUUCAUUAUGAUAUGCAGAUUUCAAAGUAAGAUAUUACGUAAGCAUGCCUUACAUAGCAGGAUAAAGAAAUUGAAUUGACCAGGUAGCUAAAAUAGCACACCAGUGAACACUCUAGGAAGGUAUUUGUUGCAUUUCUAUAUCGAAUGCAUUAACAGUUGUUAAAACAAUGUACUUUGCCAACCGUGAAGUACCAGUCGCUAGUGGUGGUUCUUUUUGAUGUUUUUCGUGGAUGUAAUGAAAAACACAAUUCAAAAGGUUACAUAAAUAAUCAAUACAUCAAAGUUGGACCUUAUCUCAUUAAGUAUUAAACCACUGUGUCACUUUAAAACCAAUGACCUUCUUAUCAUGCGCAGAAUGGAACUACGAACUGACCUAUUGGGUUUAAUAUACGGUACAUACUAAAUAAUGACAUAAUACCCUAACAAUGUUGGUGUACUAAUAGCAUCGAAGCUUCUUACCGCAUUAGGUUGAUGAAUAUUUUGUUUUAUUUUCACCGUUGUAUAACAAAAUGUGAAUUAAUAGAAUAUAGUGUUACAUUAAUAAUAACGAUACAUAUAGGAACUAAGCAUAAACAAAAUAUGUGUCGAGCGUACCUUAAAUAUCAUAGCAUGGUUCAGAUAAAAAUCAUUCAUAAAACAAAACAAAAACUGAUAGCAUAUUAACAUAAUUAUAUACAUCACAGCAAGAAAGUUAACUACCGAACAAGUCUAAGCAAGUACCACUAAUCCGACAAUGGUAAAGUUUGUUUAAAAGUAUAUUUACGAUAAAUAACAUUCAGUAGAAUGAAAUUCCUGAAUCCGUAUUGGUCGUUAUUGAGUAAAUUGUAGCGAGUUAUUAAUUUGUCUAAUCUUUUGUAAACCACUCUUUAUAAUAUUUUCAAAAACAUGAGCUUAUUGAAUAGGCUGAUAAUUGGAAAAUAAUUUAAUACCAUCUUUUUAUAAAAUAGGUAUAACUUUGGAAAUUUUCAUCACUGUGAGACAAUGGUAGGUUGAAAACCUAAACGAGUAAUGAUUAAGCUUCCUAUUAUACCCUUUAACAAACAUGUGUUCAUUUUGUCAUUUCACUUUAUCAUGCUUAUUAACUUGAAAAUAUUAAAUAGUUAUAUUGUAUUGGAGGGCUCAGAAUGAAUUACAAGGAAUAUUCCAAGAGUUCGGGAAAAUAUUCUAACGAAUCGCAGAUGAUUGGAAUAUUGGCCCUAGGUAUAUUUCUGGUAUUUCAUGAAAUAACGCCAUCCAGUAUAGUUAUUCGAUGAUGAUAUAUUAUUGGAUGAUAAUAUAAUCAUUGGAUGGUAAUAUAAUCAUUCGAUGAUAAUAUGAUUAUUGGAUGCUAGUAUGAUUAUUGGUUGAUAAUAUAAUUAUUGGAUAAUAAUUAUCCAAUAAUUAUUGGAUGAUAAUAAUGAAUCUGGAAUAUAAGUGAAAACUUAUAUCCUUGGUAACAAUGAUUAUAGCCUAAGAUGUACAUUUGCCUUUGAUUUGCCGUAAAGUUCAAUCAAACUGAAAUGAAAUGGUGGUUUUAUUUGAUUGGCAAAUAAAACCAACCU
Lytechinus variegatus (green sea urchin) is the source of this 4753-nucleotide messenger RNA. RefSeq names its product putative thiamine transporter SLC35F3. Gene Ontology annotation, cellular component: membrane. The record is from RefSeq and is a predicted model, not a curated record. Bases 765 to 2126 code for a protein of 453 amino acids. Lineage: Eukaryota; Metazoa; Echinodermata; Echinoidea; Temnopleuroida; Toxopneustidae. The transcript has 7 exons.